AUGUCUUUGUCUGAAGAUUUAAGUGUAGAUAAUUUAGAUUCAAAUUUUUUAAAACCAGUAUAUAAUUUAAUUGAACUGGGAUUAGAAAAAUAUGAAGACAAUGAAUUAGUUCUUAACACAGUUCACGAUCUAAUGCAAUUUUUUAAAAAAUAUUCAAACUGUACAUGUCGUCAUAUACCUAGACAAAAAGAUUUAAGAACCUGUUAUGAAAAAGUCAGAUUUAAAAAUUUUUUUGAAAGAUUUUUUCAAAUAAGAGGAAAAGAAAAAUCAGAACUUGUAUUAUUUUUAAAAGCGCAAUUAAUGGCCUUUGAAAUUAAUAAUAAAAAUUAUAAAAAUAUUAAUAGACUUCUGUCUCCUAUGAAAUAUAAAAAUAAAUCAGAACCGUUUAUUUAUUUACCUACUGGAAAUAUGUAUACUUCAGUUUAUAAUGAAUUCAAAGAAUAUUUUAAUAAAGAAAAUGGUGAAAAUACUAAAGUUAUUUCCUAUUGUAUAUUUAGAAGACUUUGGUAUAAAAUAAUUCCUUAUCUCAAAUUUCAACCACCUGCAAGUGAUCUUUGCAAAGUUUGCAAAACUUUUAAAGCUAAAUUAAUAGUAGCAAAAGCAGAUAUAGAAAAAUAUAAUCAAAUUAAAAUUAAUACAAUAAGCGAUAUUGAACAUGUUAUUAAUAAUUCUUCAAAAGAAAACAAACCAAUUUUAAAUAAUAAUGGAUUAGGUUGGACUUGUAGUUUAUCUAUAGAUAUUGGAAAAGUUUAUGCAUCAACUGAAUCAGGCGGAUUAGAAAUUUCAUUUCAACUAUUACGUGAGAAUAAUUUUGAUAUUAAUACUACACUAAAAACUAUUCCUAUUAAAUUAUUAGCAAAAGAAAGAAAAUACUAUUUAUUUACAAAAAUUAGACAAUAUGUAGAUAAUCCAUACAAAGAUGUAUAUUGUGCAAAUUCAGAAAAAACUGAAGAUAAAAAUAAAUAA
This is a messenger RNA of Dentiscutata heterogama, 966 nucleotides long. The record is from the annotation of a GenBank genome assembly. Lineage: Eukaryota; Fungi; Glomeromycota; Glomeromycetes; Diversisporales; Gigasporaceae.